UUUCAGGACGGAGGAACCGUGCCGUUAUGUCGACAGGCUGCGGGCUGUAACACUUUGUCCUGCACGUUAAAAAGCGGAUUUAAACCCAAGUUGAGGAUUUUUCUUUCUUUUUUUUUUAAUUGCUAAAAGAUGCGUUCAGGGUUAGGGGUUAAUAAAAGUACCCAAAACGGGGAGGUUUACGCAGUGGACGCGUAAAGGACGGGUUGGAGUGGCCCCGUGGAUCCGUGCAGACUCGGUCCGGAUAGCAUUCUCAAGAUUGCAGCUGCAGGCCAUUUACUGAUGGGUGCAUACUGUGAGGCAACACACCGGGAGAACCGCAAAUCAUUCGGAAGAGACAGGAACUGUGAAAGAAUGAAGACAAGCUAGAUAGUGUGGUCUCCCAAGAACUGCACAAAGUUUUUCUUGGAAGUAUACAAAAACAACAAUUUGAUCUGGCAAAUGUGUAACUGCACUGAAAACACAGUCAUACAAAAACCUGAAAAGUAACUUUGCUUAUUGAAUCUUCAAAAGAGCACCUUGACACAUAGUGAUCAAUAUGAGUGCCGAAGGAUAUCAGUACAGAGCGCUUUAUGACUACAAGAAGGAGAGGGAGGAGGACAUCAGUCUGCAUGUGGGGGAUAUACUGUUGGUAAGCAAAGGGGCGCUGGUGGCUCUUGGGUACACCGAUGGCCUGGAACAGAGGCCAGAUGAGAUUGGCUGGCUACCAGGCUUCAACGAGACCACACAGGAAAAAGGGGAUUUCCCUGGGACGUAUGUCGAGUUCAUUGGAAAGAAGAGGAUCUCCCCCCCAACUCCCAAGCCAAGGCCCCUCAGACCCUUACCUACAGCUCCAGGUGGCUUCAGGGCGGAGGGGGCCGACUCGGACUCAGAGCAAGGCUUCUGUCUGCUGGACUUGACGGAGCAGUUUUCCCUCCCAGAGACCAGCCCACCCAUGCUGGCCAGACUGCUGGAAGCUAUUGAGAGGAAAGGUCUGGAUAACCCCACUUUAUAUCGAACAUUUACUGCUGGUGGUGGACUUGAAGUCAGACAGUAUUUUGAAUGUGACCCUCCCUCACCAGACCUGGAUCAGGUGGAACUCCCCAUCCUGUGUGAUGGUCUGCGUAGGUACCUGCAGGAUCUUCCCCAGCCCGUCAUCCCCACUGCAGUAUAUACUCAGCUGGUCCACACUGCCAAAGAGGUGGUGAGUCCUGAGGAAUGUGCCCAGCUACUACGUCGCAUCGGUAGCACCCCGAGCCUGCCGCCCCAAUACUGGCUGACCCUCCACUGUCUGCUGAGGCAUUUCUCUCGAGUGUGCCAAAACAGCUCCAAGAACCUGCUCAGCGCCAGAGCCCUGGGCGAGAUCUUCAGCCCGGUUCUUUUCAGACAGCAGGCCACCAGUUGUGAACCCAGCUUGGAUGCUCACAUCAAGAUCAUUGAGGUUCUGGUGACGAGUGAAUGGAGUGAAAGUCAGGCAGCUCCAGCUCUACCUCCAAAGCCACCCAAGCCCACCACACCUGUGACUAACAACGGUAUGAACAACAACAUGGCGCUACAAGACGCCGAAUGGUACUGGGGAGACAUCUCAAGGGAGGAGGUCAACGAGAAGCUGAGGGACACCGCGGACGGUACUUUUUUGGUGCGCGACGCCUCUACAAAGAUGCACGGAGACUACACUCUGACUCUGAGGAAAGGAGGAAACAACAAGCUCAUUAAGAUAUUCCAUCGGGAUGGGAAAUACGGCUUCUCAGACCCACUGACCUUCAGCUCAGUUGUUGAGCUCAUCAACCACUAUCGCAAUGAGUCACUGGCUCAGUACAACCCCAAGCUAGACGUCAAGCUGCUGUAUCCAGUCUCCAAACACCAGCAGGAUCAGGUGGUGAAAGAAGACAACAUAGAAGCUGUGGGGAGGAAGCUCUGCGAGUACCACCAGCAGUUCCAGGAGAAGAACAAAGAGUACGACCGUCUGUAUGAGGAGUACACCAGAACAUCACAAGAAAUCCAAAUGAAAAGGACGGCCAUCGAGGCUUUUAACGAAACCAUAAAGAUAUUUGAGGAGCAAUGCCAAACACAAGAGCGGUACAGCAAGGAGUAUAUCGAGAAGUUCAGGAGAGAAGGCAACGACAAGGAGAUCCAGAGGAUUAUGGGCAACUACGAGAAGUUGAAGUCCCGGAUUAGUGAAAUCGUAGACAGCAAACGCAGACUGGAGGAAGAUCUGAAGAAACAGGCCGCCGACUACAGAGAGAUCGACAAGAGGAUGAACAGCAUCAAGCCCGACCUCAUCCAGCUCCGCAAGACCAGAGACCAGUAUCUCAUGUGGUUGACCCAGAAGGGAGUCAGACAGAAGAAGCUCAACGAGUGGCUCGGAAUCAAGAACGAGAACACAGAAGAUCAAUAUUCUAUGGUGGACGAUGAUGAAGACCUUCCUCAUCACGACGAGCGGUCCUGGAAACUGGGCAACAUCAAUCGACUUCAGGCGGAGGCUCUCCUCCAGGGCAAGAGAGACGGAACAUUCCUGGUUCGAGACAGCAGCAAAGCCGGAUGCUACGCCUGCAGCGUUGUUGUGGACGGUGAGGUGAAGCACUGCGUCAUCAAUAAGACCCCCUCAGGUUUUGGCUUCGCCGAGCCGUACAACCUGUACAGCUCACUGAAAGAACUCGUACUUCACUACCAGCACACGUCUUUGGUCCAGCACAAUGACUCUCUGAAUGUGACGCUAGCGUACCCGGUGUACACCCAGCAGAGACGGUGAGGACCCCGGAUGUUUCUAAAUGGACACAAGGAAAAAAAGGCCUCAUGAUGAGUUGGAGACACAUGUCCUUGGACUCCAUGAUUAAUGACAAAAGGGGGCUGUUUGCCUAACUCAGACUUGAAAAUCGGAGGAAAAGACGCAAUAAAGCCUGAAACAUUUCAGUGACUUUGCCCCGACCACGAGCCCGAGGCGAGUCUGAAUGUAGAUUUAUUUCUCUCUUGCUUUUUCUUGGAGCACAGAAACAAGCGGAAACUGCUGAACUCUUGCCGCAGUGGAGGACAUUUGAGGCCUUUUCCCUAACGGUGCUUGUUCUUUUUCAAAGCUUUACCAGCCGGGAAUGUCUAAUCGCGACAGAUAAACUCUUCAAAUGGAACUGUACUCACCGGCCACAACGUUGUUUUUUGUUUUUUUUCACUUUUCGUUUAUUUCCCAUCUUUGUGUUUGUGUGUCUGUGUUUCUGCACAAGUGUUUCUGUGUGUGUGGCUGUGAGUGUUUGUGUUUGUGUGUGAGCGAGUGUGUGUGUGAGUGUGUGUGUGAUUGUCCAUGUGACCAAAACUCAUAGAAUCAGGAAAAUGUGUGAUGUCGGGGCAGGCUGUGUAACACAUUUGCUUGUGUUAACCGUUCAGUAGCAGACCAUGGAUCAGCUGAUAAAUGUAGCAAAAUGGCACUUUUUAAACAAAGUUUUAAUUUUUUUGAGAAGAAAAAAGAGACUCCUAUGGACUUUUAUGAGAAGAGCAGAGAGGACGAGACUUCCGCAUCCUGCCUUCAAACUGUUGAGCAUUAUAGUGCAGACGCAAACUUGAUCUUUACUGUGGGCAGGUGAAACUAUGAAUGGACUUACUAUUACAUGUACAUAUGUGAAAAUGUGCAAAGUCAUGAAUCAAAGUGCACCAUACCAAAAAGGAUCGGUUCCUGUUUAGUUGUAUUCUGAUCUGCUAUGCAAUUCUUUCUUCAUUAUUUCUUCAGAAUUGUGUUUCAUUCUGUCGCAAACCAACAAUAUAAGCUUGUUUUACUGCUUGAAAAGUAUCUUUUCCUGUGUAAAUAUCCAAAAGGAUAUUUUGAGUCAAAAUGCCAAGAUACAGUAAUAAAAAAAACUGCUUAUGAUUUUCAAAAGAUAAUAAUAACAACAUACACUUUAUUAUAGAUUACUUUAACGACUGGUAUAAAGAUGGAAAAGAUGAGUAUUUUAUUAGUCUUUUUGUUUUUUUGCUUCAAACUAAUGUUCUUCUCAGGCAGAGCCUUUUUGAGUAUUUGAGCUGCUUCAGUCACAAGUACUAUUUCUUACAGAGCUAAAUGCAGUUCUUUGUUGAGACGGACAAAGAAAGCACUCAGAGGUCGAGAUAAUGGGAGUGUACAACCCAUAUCUAACCACCACAGCGAAAACGACAGGUAUAGAUUUAUUUUGUUAUAAAAUAUAUAUGUUCCCACACGAGAAUAUAUCAAAGCAGACCGGUGUUUUCAACUGAUGGAUACUGUAAUUAAAAAGAUCGCUUAUACAUCGUCCACUUAGUAUUUUUCUGUAUCAGAAAAUCACUGUGUUUACAUGGGUGGAUCGGCUCAUUUCAGAUAGUCUUUAAUUUCAUAUUUCAAAACGAGGACAACAUGCGCCAGUGGAAUCCUUGACAGAAAGAAUUUAGCAGCAGCUCAACUUUCUUUUUCUUUUGUUUCCCACAACUUUCUCCAAGCUUUUAAAAGUCCAAGUGACCGGUACGUGUUUAAACCCAUUGGUGAUAAUAAUUGAAAAAUAUUUUAAAUGAAGCCACCAGAACUACCAAUGUUUCAUUCUUAUUGAGUCUAACCGAUGUGAAAACUUAAAAUCACUCAAAUGACAAAGUGUCUGCCAUUAAUAAUAAUAAUAUAUAUUUUGCGAUCAUAGAUCAGCCUGCCAACCUAUUAUUUAGAUUUAUUUUUAUCCCCACCCUAAAAUGUAAUCAUGCUCAGCACAGCUGUCCAGUUAAACUGUUAAAUAUAUCUUUGUGUAACAAAUUAGUUGUAAAAACAAAACAAAAAAAAACCUCAAACAUUAACCUAAUAAUGUAAUAUUCAUUAUUUCUUUUCAAAUUUGACUCUUAAUUCUCUUCAUUUUUGGCAAAACUUCUAUUCGUGGUGAAAGGAAACCAAACAGCAAAAUGUUGUGUAACUUCCUCUCAAAAGAAAUGUAGACAAUAAAUGAUGCAUUUCUAGACAUGAAGAAAUUUGUCAGCAUGGAUACAUUUGAUAAUUUUUAGUUUUGUGCAUAUUAUUCCCCACUCAUGGCAGAAAUGUACAGCUUGAACAAGCUACUAAAAUGUUUUUUUUUUAGAUGUAUUUGAACAGAUUACUCAUCCAAGAUUGGUUCUUCCAAAGCCGUUGUCAUGGAUGCUACAUCUGUCAUAUAUGACAUUUAUUUUACUAGAAGACUUUAUUUACCUCCCCAACAACUUUUUGUUCCUUAUUGUCAGAAAUAUUUUCUUUUAUUUUUUAUUCUAGGUCUUUGAAAACAUGCACCAUUAUUUUCUUUGCCCCACGUCUGGGUUGUACGGUUAUUCUAGGUGUCUUUUUCUUUUAUUUGAAGCUCAUCUUUUUGUGGGAGUCCCAGACAUGAUGAUUAGAUUGAGAUUUACCAGUGUUCCCCCAAGUUAUGCUUCAAAUCUGUAUUGGGCUUUGUUGAAAAGGAAAUAAAACACUUCUUUUUAAGAAA
Molecule: messenger RNA, 5408 nt
Organism: Anoplopoma fimbria (sablefish)
Lineage: Eukaryota; Metazoa; Chordata; Actinopteri; Perciformes; Anoplopomatidae
Gene: pik3r1
Product: phosphoinositide-3-kinase, regulatory subunit 1 (alpha)
Exons: 15
Coding region: 536-2728 (730 amino acids)
Biological process (GO): phosphatidylinositol phosphate biosynthetic process; insulin receptor signaling pathway
Cellular component (GO): phosphatidylinositol 3-kinase complex
Molecular function (GO): 1-phosphatidylinositol-3-kinase regulator activity; protein binding
Source: RefSeq, a predicted model, not a curated record